AUGCCAGCUCUCGGAGGGGGGUCCUUGAUUGCCUUGACGGCUCUGGGCCCAGUCUUGCUCAAAACGUCCUUGCCUGUCGGGGGAGCAGCAGCCGCCGGUACCUUAACCGCAUCUGCUCCGGUUUCAUUGGCCGCGGGUGCUGCAGGGACAGCUGUCGCUGGGGGCGGUAAGGUAGCCGGUGCAGCGUUGCUGUCGAAGGGCGCUGUCACUGCUCUUAAGGGAUCUGGAAGCUUUCUUUCAAAGGCUACAGGAGCAGCGGUUUCCGCUCCUCCAUCGAGUCUCGCUGCGACAACAGGGGAAGCAGCACACAUCGCAUCUCACAGCGCUCACUUCGCCCAUGUGGCAGCGAAAACUACGGGAAGCGGGGGACUGGCAGGUGCAGCAGGAGCAGGAGCAAUUCCCGCUCAUCCAGUCGGGAGUUCACUGCAUCCUCAUGCCGCUCCGGUGUCUCACCACCCUGCAGGCACGAUGGCCCACGGCACUUCUUCGGCGCACCACGCCCACGCAGACGCCUCUCGUUACAGAACUGGAACUACUGGCAAUCGAGAGGUCGGACCGGGAGGGCAAGGACAGACUCGUCCUCCACAUGCGCAUGGGCAGGUGCGAAAUAAUGGAGGGCAUUUGCAUGGGAAUAGCAGGCACGUUCUCCGUCACCGUCCCACACAAACGUCCACCGACGGCAACGGGAAGCAUGGAAACGGCGCACCUACCCCAACUGGCAGCCUGGGAACGGGGGAGUCAAUGGCUGUAGACCCGACGGCAGGGGCAGAAGUCGCGCCGUCAGCUGGAAGCAGGGAAGUGUCAAUGAUCACCACUAUUGCCGGUCUCGCGCUCUUGCGGUGGGCCGUGGGUCAGGUGUGCUGCGCAGGUCGCCGAAAGCAAAGUGACGAGGCUGGCGGUGUAGGGUUGAAGCAGGGUAAUCGCAAAGGGAUUGCAAAACGAAUUGCUCGGUGGAGCCGCGAAGAAGAGGUCGUCGUUGUUCUCAAGGACGAGGACCACGUGGCGGGCCCGGGGAUUUCGGAUGACCGUAGCAAACAACUGGCUCUUGUAUCGGUCGCUGAGACGACGGGGCACCGGCCAGCAAUGAAUGUACACGUGGGAGACAAGGUAAACAAGGCGCUCUGCAACUACAAGGCGUUAAGGAACGAGGACGCAGGGAACGAUAGCGAAGAGGGAAAAGAAUCAGUGGAUGGAAUCAUUUCCCAUCUGGAGAGUGAGACGACUGCAUCAGCUGGGGGGGAAGAUGACACGGAGAAAGACCGCCAAAGCAGUGGGCAUGAAGAUGGGAUGCUUGGUCCACAAGAAAUCCCUCGAACGCACGAGCGCUCUGCCACUGCACAGAGGUUUACCUACGUCCGCCGCCGACGGAGCGGCCGGACGGCCAAUUUUCUGUAA
Molecule: messenger RNA, 1395 nt
Organism: Neospora caninum
Lineage: Eukaryota; Apicomplexa; Conoidasida; Eucoccidiorida; Sarcocystidae
Exons: 1
Coding region: 1-1395 (464 amino acids)
Source: RefSeq, a predicted model, not a curated record